UUAGUCGCCAAAAGUUUCUCAUCUUCCUUUUUUUUUUAAAGAUUCAUCUUUCCAUUUAUUGACCAAUAGAUUAAAUUAAAUAAAAAACUUAAAAAUGGUCGAAAUUUUGAGAAAUUUGUAAUUGAAUUGAAGGAGUCACUGUUUUGUCAAACUUAAAAAGCUUUCUGUGUUUUCUUUUCUGCAACACGAACUGCACAUCGUCGUCCGCCGCCAUAAACGGGUUAAAUUAAAGGAAUUUCAUAUUAUGGGGACUGAAACUGAGUCAUCAGAUAGCUCUCUCAUUCUCAUCAAGCAAGGAGCUGAAGCUAGGGUUUUUGAGACUUCUUUUGUGGGAAGAAGGUCUGUUGUCAAGGAGAGAUUCUCAAAGAAGUACAGACAUCCGACUUUGGAUGCUAAGUUGACACUCAAGCGCUUAAAUGCGGAGGCGAGGUGCACAACAAAAGCAAGGCGACUCGGUGUUUGUACUCCUGUGCUGUAUGCUGUGGAUCCUGUAUCACACACUUUAACAUUUGAAUUUGUUGAAGGACCUUCAGUCAAAGAUGUAUUUCUCGAAUUCGGAUCAUGUGGUGUCAAUGAAGAGCGCUUGGGAAAGAUUGCAUCCCAAAUUGGUGAUGUAAUUGCGAAGUUACAUGAUGGUGGUCUUGUUCAUGGCGAUUUAACAACAUCAAACAUGUUACUAAAGAAUGAUACUGAUCAGUUGGUUCUUAUUGACUUUGGUUUAAGCUUCACUUCAACUCUACCAGAAGAUAAAGCCGUCGAUUUGUAUGUUUUAGAAAGAGCCCUUGUUUCGAUGCAUUCUUCAUGUGGUAAUGUGAUGGAUCAGAUACUUGCUGCUUACCGCAAAUCAUCGAAACAGUGGUCAUCCACAAUGAACAAGCUUGCAGACGUGCGACAGAGAGGACGAAAGAGGACCAUGGUUGGAUGAUUCUGAGUUUCAUUUCGUUACUGUAGUAAAAAGAGGUGACAACCAAUGAAUGUUAUCAACAUAAUUUAUAUGUAUUUCUUAUAUGCACAUCUCUUACAAAUUAAAAAUCACAACAUUUGAACUUUGAUUUUCAUGUCCGACUUUUGUGUGUAACAAAAACUGAACUUUUCUGAGAGCUUAUUUUUAUAUCUAUACGUCAAUGGUUCAAAGGUUAUGCUUGUUA
This is a messenger RNA of Medicago truncatula (barrel medic), 1148 nucleotides long. Its product is annotated as EKC/KEOPS complex subunit TP53RK. Gene Ontology annotation, cellular component: cytosol; EKC/KEOPS complex; nucleus. The transcript is spliced from 7 exons. Lineage: Eukaryota; Viridiplantae; Streptophyta; Magnoliopsida; Fabales; Fabaceae. Gene Ontology annotation, molecular function: protein serine/threonine kinase activity; ATP binding. Gene Ontology annotation, biological process: protein phosphorylation. The record is from RefSeq and is a predicted model, not a curated record. The coding region runs from base 245 to 925 and encodes 226 amino acids.